AUGUCAAAACCAUUCUCGUCAUUUAUGCUUAUUAAACUGAAAAUGGCAGGGAUCCGGAAGGAAGCGCAGGAUCCUGUCUGCCUGGUUGAUUGUUUGGUGCAGGGACUCGCAAGUCUGACAGCAGCGACCUUGGCUGUUUUCCUCGUAUUUUCUUUCCUGGGGAACUCCAGCAGUGCUCCGCAGAGACUGUUUGAGCGAAGGAACUGGACGCCACAAGCCAUGCUCUACCUCAAGGGAGCACAGGGGCGCCGCUUCAUCUCCGACCAGAGCCGGAGGAAGGACCUCUCGGACCGGCUGCCUCCAGAAAGACGAAGCCCAAAUGCCCAACUCCUGACUCUUCCAGAGGCGGUAGCACUCCUCCUGGCAUCCUUGCGGAAACCGCAGGAAGAUGGAGAAGAAAACGUUGAUCAGGCCAGAUUCCUGGAAGACAGUGUGCUAUACUGGUGAAAACGUGCCAGCUUGCAUUUGUACUUAGUUCUGUCCUGGCGAAAAACACAAACCACACCCUUGAGACUCGUGGACCCUUUGCACUCCAUGUGUGAUCUUAGCAACUUGCACAGCUAGGUCUAUUCCUUCAGAAGCCUCAGAAAUGCAGACUUCUCCCAGAGCAGCGCUGCCUUCUCUCAUCGCUUCCUGUCCUGUUGAGGUCAGCUAGUGUCUAACUCCGAGACUGAAGACUCUCAAGUAUUCUUCUGUCUGUUACAGCCAGUGCCUGUGUGGAUCUCAUAAUUCUUAGUUUUUUCAUUCUGUUCUCUCUUGGAUUUUAUUAUCACUCAGCAGCCAUUCUUUUUCCCAAGAAGGGCAGGGAGGGAGGGAGGAAGGGAUGGGAAAGAGAAGAGGAUUGUCUUGCAGUGCCCCCAGGAAAAGUGCAUUAUGAAGAAAGGAGGUGGAAGAGGGUGACCAGGACAAGCUCUGUGAUUAGAGCACCUGGGUGUGUGUGUCGAGGGAAGUGACAGUGAAGAAGGUGGCCCCAGAAGAUGGGCUGAAGGUGGGGAACUCCCCAUACGCUCUUUGUGUCUCCUUUUAGCCCCAUUUAGAACCAUGGGCCCCAGAAUCACUGGGAACUAAGCAGGUGGAGCACACCCUGCUCGGGCGUUUACUUUAUAGAGGGAACAGAGCAGUGUUUGAGGUGACCCAUUUUCAGCAGCUAAGUCGAUGCUGCAGAGUCCAGUUCUCUGCUGACUGUAAUUGUCUGGAGCUCC
Molecule: messenger RNA, 1202 nt
Organism: Oryctolagus cuniculus (rabbit)
Lineage: Eukaryota; Metazoa; Chordata; Mammalia; Lagomorpha; Leporidae
Source: RefSeq, a predicted model, not a curated record